UUCAAAUAAGGCACCAUGCGGAACUCAGAUGUGGUACCUUCAUCUUCAAAUCGACAUACAUCUCGAUGUCUGCCCCCUCUAUAGCCCCGUCUAGCGCUUUAGCUCGCGGCGCCUUUACGACAACUCCAACCCCCUCAGAUCCCUACUGUUACCAGGUGGGGUUUGGGAACAGGUUCGCAACAGAGGCUAUUCCAGGAACAUUGCCUUUGGGCCAGAAUACUCCCCAGCGUUGCAAAUACGAUCUUGUAUCGGAACAACUCAAUGGCACGCCCUUUGUCGCACCGCGUGCGUCACAGCUCCAUGCAUGGUUCUAUCGCAUCAAGCCUUCGGUCGUCCAUAAACCUUUGAAGAGAUGGCCCAAGAACCCGGACCUAGAAGCUGUCUUCUCUGCUCUAAACCCUAAUACGAUCUUCACUCCACAAGACAUGGGAUGGGACAAGUUUCCGUUACCGGAGCCUUCGCAGCCUGUAGACUUCAUCGGCGGUCUGAAGACGAUCGCUGGGCAUGGAGAACCUUCAUUGAAGGAGGGCCUGGCUGUUCACGUCUAUAUGGCGAACACAUCGAUGCAGAACAAGGCAUUUUGCAACAAUGAUGGCGAGAUGCUUAUCCUCCCACAGGAAGGCCGGUUAGACAUUCAGACAGAAUUCGGACGGCUGAUGGUUCAGCCUGGUGAAUUGGUUGUAAUUCCUGCCGGUGUGCGUAUCAAGGUAUCGUUGCCGGAUGGCAUUGGACGGGGUUAUAUUCAAGAAAUCUACGGAAGUCAUUACGUGCUCCCUGAAUUGGGACCCAUUGGGUCUAAUGGAAUGGCCAUGCCUCGUGAUUUCGAGAUCCCCGUUGCCAGCUUCGAUAUUGAUCACAGUAAUACCUGGGAGAUUGUGGUCAAGCUUGCUGGCGAAUUGUUUGGGUAUGAGCAGAAUCAUACCCCUUUUGACGUAGUCGCUUGGCAUGGAAACUACACUCCGUACAAGUACGCGCUGGAGAAAUUCAUCAACUCAGCCACUGUCGAUCGAGAACAAAGCGAUCCAUCCAUAUACUGCGUGCUGACGGCGCCAUCUAAGGUCUCUAGUAUUGCAUUAACAGAGCUUCUUGUUUUCACACCCAAAUGGAAUGUCACUACAAAUACCUUCCGCCCGCCUUACUACCACCGCAAUGUCGCCACUGAGCUGAUGGGUAUGAUAUACGGAACAUGGACCGGCUCAGCGACACAUUUAGAGCCAGGCGGAUUAACAUAUGAGCCAAGUUUUAUGCCACAUGGAGAGUCGUAUAAACGAUGGAAGGAGGCGACGAGUGCAGAUUUGCCGCCUUUGAGGGUGAAUGAGAGGGCUAUAGCGUUUAUGAUGCAUAUUUCGGGCCAUAUAUCACUGACUAAAUAUGCGUUGGAAAGGACUGGAAAAUUGCAGGAGCAGAGAGAAGAUUUGUGGGAUGAUUGGUCAGGGGGUUUCUUAGAUCAUUUGUCAGAGGUGAAUCAGGAUCUCAUUAAGGCCGGGCUGCCUCCUCUUGACAAAUUGAAUAAAUUUUAGGGAAGUAUAAUUUUUCAGUCUCUUCAGCCAUUUGAGAAAUGAUAGGGAGCUUUCAAGCACCAAAAAUGCAUCUAUUGUCUACUCCUAUGA
This is a messenger RNA of Talaromyces proteolyticus, 1610 nucleotides long. RefSeq names its product homogentisate 1,2-dioxygenase. Gene Ontology annotation, biological process: L-phenylalanine catabolic process. The transcript has a single exon. The record is from RefSeq and is a predicted model, not a curated record. Gene Ontology annotation, molecular function: homogentisate 1,2-dioxygenase activity. Gene Ontology annotation, cellular component: cytoplasm. Lineage: Eukaryota; Fungi; Ascomycota; Eurotiomycetes; Eurotiales; Trichocomaceae. The coding region runs from base 66 to 1520 and encodes 484 amino acids.